Thermothelomyces thermophilus ATCC 42464 is the source of this 1913-nucleotide messenger RNA. RefSeq lists its product as uncharacterized. The record is from RefSeq and is a predicted model, not a curated record. Gene Ontology annotation, cellular component: endoplasmic reticulum lumen. The transcript has 2 exons. The coding region runs from base 154 to 1743 and encodes 529 amino acids. Lineage: Eukaryota; Fungi; Ascomycota; Sordariomycetes; Sordariales; Chaetomiaceae. Gene Ontology annotation, biological process: retrograde protein transport, ER to cytosol; endoplasmic reticulum unfolded protein response.
GGGGGCGAUAAGGCCACCUUAUCAGUGGGCAUGGUAUUACCAACAGGUGUCCCGUUUCCCCAAACGGCCAUGGCGAUUGGCGAUUAGCAGUACCUGUCCCAAACCAAAGACCGCAUGCGAGCCCGCCAUGAUAGCUAACGACUGCACGGCACGAUGCGUCGCCUCAAUUUGGUUCUGUUAGCAUCGCUCCAGCUGUGCCGAGCUCGGCAGCACAGUUUCAGUGUCCAUGACGACCUGCUAGCAUAUCCCCAGUAUGAGGUUGUCUUUGCGGACGAUUCCAUCUCAGAAGCCGACGCCCUCGCCAUCCUUGAGUCGUCGCACAAAAAAGAUGCCACCUACAACACCGCAGACUUCUCGCAAUCCGACCUGUCUAACGUGCGCGAGUCCGCACCCGCCGGAUCUUCCGGGACGACAAGCCGCGAGAGCACACCUGAGGCCGGCGAAGACGACGAAGAUGCGCCAAUUGGUGAAACGUACGAAUUGAUCAACGACGAUCCAUGGCACUAUCUCUGCGCCGUGCCCAUUCUUGCACCCCCGCCCGUGCUUAACCGGACGGCGACAGAACUAGCCAAGGCCGAGGAGGCACGCGAGCUGAGUAGGGCGUCAGCCAGAGGCUGGGAACUGAUGAGCGGGCUCGAGGGGCAAUGCAUGUACUAUGUGUCGGGAUGGUGGAGCUACAGCUUUUGCUACGGCAAGAACGUCAUCCAGUUCCACGCCCUGCCCGGGAGCAAGCCCACGGACCCGCCCGUGCCAGACGGAAACAACCAGGAGUAUGUUCUUGGUAGGGUACAGCACAAGGCGCCCUCGAGAGGCUCGACAGAUGAUGCGGAGGCGGAGGGGCAAACCAAGAGCCUCGCUCCGCCAAACUCCCAGCUCCAGGUGAAGGGCGACCAGCGCUAUCUAUCACAGCGCCUCGAGGAUGGCACAGUCUGCGACCUCACCGGCCGUCCGCGCACCAUCGAGAUCCAGUACCACUGCAGCCCCGGCGCGACAACGGACAGAAUCGGCUGGGUCAAAGAAGUCACCACCUGUACCUACCUAAUGGUCGUCUAUACCCCGCGUCUCUGCAGCGACGUGGCCUUCCUCCCCCCCAAGGAAAGCCGGGCACACCCGAUCCGCUGCCGCCCGAUCGUCAGCACCAAGGAGGAAGAGCUUGCUUGGCGGCACAACAGACUGGUCGCGGCCGGCGAGCUGCUGGGACGAAGAACCGGAACCACCAAGCCGGCCGGCAAGGACCUUUCCAAGAACCACUUCGUCGGAAUGACCAUCGGCGGCAUCGUCGUAGGCUCCAAGAAGCAUGUCAGCGACGAGCUCGCGAGCAAGCUGCCGCUGCCGAGAGGAGUCGUGCGCCAAGCAGCGCCGACCGUACAAGUGAUUGCCAGUAGGAAGAGCGGCACGGCCAAGGUGGAUGUGAUGAGCGACGCCGAGCUGGAGAAGCUGAAUCUCGAUCCAAAGCUGGUCAAGGAGGGAGUGGAGGAGAUGAAGAGCGUUGCGGGCGACAGGGGUUGGACCCUGCAAUACGUGAAGGACGGCGACAAGGUUGAGUACUACGGCGUAUUCGAAGGGGAGGAGGACGAAGUCGAGCAGGAGGGUGUCAGGCGGCAGGAUUUGCCCUGGGAGUCGGGCAACAAGAAGGAGGAAGCUGCAAAGGACGAGAAGAAAGAUGAUCGCGGAGAAACUGCAAACCGGAAGAAGGAAGAAGAGGAGGGCUCCCAGGAGGUAUUCUUCAAGGAGGAACUGUAGAUAGAGAGCGGACAGACCUUGGUAUUCUUUUGUAUGUACGAAGUAUGCAUUCAGUAUUCCGCCUCCAGUUGCCUACUGGCAACCGAAAUGGUCGUUCUCCCCGUCGCCAACAUGUGACUGAAACCGCUGGACGUUGCAGCUUUCUCGCCGUGUCGGCACUGUCUCGCCCG